Messenger RNA from Vollenhovia emeryi, 1410 nucleotides. Its product is annotated as odorant receptor 22c-like. The transcript has 6 exons. The record is from RefSeq and is a predicted model, not a curated record. Bases 70 to 1218 code for a protein of 382 amino acids. Gene Ontology annotation, cellular component: plasma membrane. Gene Ontology annotation, biological process: sensory perception of smell; detection of chemical stimulus involved in sensory perception of smell. Lineage: Eukaryota; Metazoa; Arthropoda; Insecta; Hymenoptera; Formicidae. Gene Ontology annotation, molecular function: olfactory receptor activity; odorant binding.
AUAUGAAUAAAGUUAUUCAACAACGGCGAUUGAUCGGCGAAGUGUUUCCCGUUUUCACCGAAAAGAAAUAUGAGGACGACCACGAUCAGCCGUCUGAUCAGGUUCAACCUUCAUAUUUACGGUAUAUGGCCACACGCGUCGAACGUUGUGGUCAGAUUGUAUUGGAUUAUAAUGUUGAGCACGGCCCAAGUCUUUCAGUACCGAUACGUAGUGGUAAACAUUCAUAUGGACGACUUCCCCGAGUAUAUAGAUGCAGUGAGCAGUGCGAUGGCGUCGUCUUUAUUGUAUAUUAAGCUCGUUAUCUUUUGGACCCAUGAACGAAUAUUUCUCGAUCUAAUACAAAUGAUGUCUGUGGACUGGCAAGAUUACACCUCGAACCCCAAUAGCUUGCGCAUAAUGACAAACGGGGCGAAUGUUGCACGUCGUGCCUCAAGGUGGAUCGUUGGCUUUCAAAUAGUUUCUGUAAUUUCAUACACUGCCGGUGUUAUCGCCACUAACGCAAGUCCCGAGAGAUCAGAGCCGUACAAGAAAGAUCUUAUUCUAAAGAUGGAGCUGCCAUUCAACAUUAGCACAAACUUUCUUUACACGACAGUUCAAACUGUUCAAUGUUAUCAUCUGUUUUUAGUCGCCUGCGGCAUUACGACCACCAAUUCACUUCUCGUUACUCUGGUAAUUCACAUUUGUGGCCAAAUCGACAUUUUUCGAGAAAAGUUGACAAACAUCUUCUCCAAAUAUUCGGCUUAUUCGGACGAAACUACACUGCGAACGUUGAUUCUGAAGCAUCAGCGUAUUAUUUUAUUUGCGGAAAAUAUCGACACUCUUUAUACGUUCAUCUCAUUAAUGAUGCUCUUAUCUGACACCAUUAUCAUAUGCUGCUUAGGAUUUAUUAUCGCCACCUCGCUCAACACACCCAAUGCUGCAGCGAUUUUGAUAAAGUGCGUGAUGUUCUACAUCUCGAUAAAUUUCGAGACAUUCAUAUACUGUUUCUCCGGGGAAUAUCUGAGCGCCAAGAGCAAAAUGAUUGGUAGUGCGGCAUACGAUUCUCUCUGGUACAAUUUUCCACCUAAAGAAAGUCAAAAUAUAUUAUUCCUCAUCAUGAGAUCGCAGAAAAGAUUGACAAUCACAAGUGGAAAAAUCGUCGACCUUUCGUUGGAGCGAUUUACCAGUGUAGUCAAGGCAUCGUUGUCUUAUAUAUCAGUACUGUUGGCAAUGUACUGAAAAUAGACGAUGUACUGAUGGUUACAAUAACAUGUAGCAAUAGUAAGUAGAAAGUAGAAUUUAGUAACAACAACUAAAUAAAUAUUUAAAAUACGAAACAUUUGGACACUAACACCCUGUAAUGGCUCGUAAUGCUUUGUUCCUCCAAAUUUGUGUUUAUCACAUUUGAGCCAUGGGAAUUUUAUUAAUUUG